UCACCAAAAACAACAACAACAAAAAAAAACCACACAGCUAAAGUAGUAAAGAACAAACUUGGAUGUGCACCAUUAAUUUUGUACAUCACAACACAAACUAGAGCCAGAGCUCCCAGCCAACAUGAGAUUAUCUCUGCACAUCAUCAUCUGCUGCUGUGUUUUCACCACAGUCCUGCCAUUGGUAAAAGGGGCCACAGGAGAGACCAACGCCAGCCUGAGAAAAAGGUCUAGAGUAUGGCUGCAGAGCCAUAUGAAGAGAGACUUGCGCAGUCGCUUAGUGACAGGCGAUGACCAACAUUUUGGUGGACUGCAGCAGGACAGGCUUGCCAAAACUCUACCAACCCCAUCAAGCUUUGGCCCAAAUAUAAGGUCCAGGAGGUCAACGUCAAGUCAGUCUGGUUGCCUCCUAAUCACAUGUAUAUACCACGACUUGUUCUACCGAUUGAGCCUGACAAAGAAGAACGCUCAAACAGACACCACUGCUCCUAAAUCAAAGAUGGGACCGGGUGGCUUUGGACGUCGACGCCGCUCACUUCUGGAUGCCACUCAGCUCAUCCUCGAGACAGGAACGCAUAGAUGGAGCACGGAAACUGGUCAGCGAGUCAGCAACCCCAAAAGCACCCACACGGUGGCCUAGGGCAGGCAUGAGAAAGCAAAGGAGAGUCCCUGUUGGGGUUAUGUGAGCACUGCAGAUGAAGAUUAGUCCACGCAGAACUUUUAUUCCACAGAUUCGGCGCUAGAUAUAGCGAAAGACUGGCUGCUACAUCUGCACAGCCCAUCGGAGGAAGCUCAAACCACUCUGGAUGAAAGGAAGAUUGAAAUAAAUCAAACUGAGACGUUUGUGUGCACAUGCUUAGGUUCAGGUUUCAGUGUCUCUGAACAAGUGUUUGAUUUAUUGAUGAAUUCAAGCCAGACCUAUGGGACUUGACAAGAAUGUCUGUCUCUUCUUCAGCAUCCAAAGCGAGCUUGGCAGCUGAGACAGAAGACAAUUCAUGUGGAUCUUCUCCGAAACACAAAGCUUGGAGGAACACAUUCUGCAACAAGGGAGCCUUUUUAUUUUACUUUUUCUUCAAGGAAUCAGCAUUACUGGGCCCCAAACUAUCAAAUGCAGAAUCCUCACAAAACUGAACUGAAUGUAUCGAAUUGCUUGUUAGCUACAAUUUUUAUAUAUAGAUAAACAUAUAAAAUAUGUACCUUAUAUGUUAAAAUAUGAAAGACUACCUUAUAAUGUAUGCAACUAUAAUUUCCAACAACAAAACUACAUAUUAAACAUCUUUAGUUUAACUUCAGUGAAGUAUCUGAUGUAUCUGAAAUGUGUCAAUUUUUUUGUUUUGCUUUUUUAUUUCUAUGUAUGUAUCUAAACAAUGAGUUGUACCAUUUGCCUUCACUUGAUUACACCUUUUUGGAACUUACUCAUAUUUAACAUGUCUUAUGCAUAUUUAUCUGCACCUGAAGCAAAGCAGGCCUUUUAGUUUGGGGCUGAGCUUUCACUUAAAGGGAAGGAGAAGGAUUGAUGAGCUGAUGAAAGUGCUGUGCUGCCAUCUAGCUUUGCAGCAGGCUUAUGUGUAACAAAUGCAGGCCAAGCCAUUUCAAAGCAUCUACUUUGGUGUGUUAAAUGUUAGGUUUAUCGCCUCCUAUAUUUGAAUGUUAUAAAUCAUAAUCAUUUGCUCACAAUUCAGCUGAAAUUACUUGAAAAGGUAUUACUGAACCAGAUUAAUGUCUUGCUUCGAAUACCAGGAACUGUAAUAAUUUUCAGUAAUAAAUGAACAAAUAAAACAAUAAAAUAAAC
This is a messenger RNA of Maylandia zebra (zebra mbuna), 1789 nucleotides long. It is a transcript of the gene admb, whose product is annotated as adrenomedullin b. Gene Ontology annotation, biological process: adrenomedullin receptor signaling pathway; adenylate cyclase-activating G protein-coupled receptor signaling pathway; positive regulation of heart rate. Gene Ontology annotation, molecular function: adrenomedullin receptor binding; hormone activity. Lineage: Eukaryota; Metazoa; Chordata; Actinopteri; Cichliformes; Cichlidae. The record is from RefSeq and is a predicted model, not a curated record. Gene Ontology annotation, cellular component: extracellular region.